Molecule: messenger RNA, 915 nt
Organism: Pteropus alecto (black flying fox)
Lineage: Eukaryota; Metazoa; Chordata; Mammalia; Chiroptera; Pteropodidae
Product: histone H2B type 1
Exons: 2
Coding region: 42-422 (126 amino acids)
Cellular component (GO): nucleosome
Molecular function (GO): DNA binding; structural constituent of chromatin; protein heterodimerization activity
Source: RefSeq, a predicted model, not a curated record
UUUUUUUUUCUUUCCCUCCCUUUUUUUCUGUCCUCCCGACCAUGCCCGAGCCCGCCAAGUCGGCGCCCGCCCCGAAGAAGGGCUCCAAGAAGGCGGUGACCAAGGCGCAGAAGAAGGACGGCAAGAAGCGCAAGCGCAGCCGCAAGGAGAGCUACUCGGUGUACGUGUACAAGGUGCUGAAGCAGGUGCACCCCGACACCGGCAUCUCGUCCAAGGCCAUGGGCAUCAUGAACUCGUUCGUGAACGACAUCUUCGAGCGCAUCGCGGGCGAGGCGUCGCGCCUGGCGCAUUACAACAAGCGCUCGACCAUCACGUCGCGGGAGAUCCAGACGGCCGUGCGCCUGCUGCUGCCCGGGGAGCUGGCCAAGCACGCCGUGUCCGAGGGCACCAAGGCCGUCACCAAGUACACCAGCUCCAAGUAGACGCGCUCCUGAGCCGCUUUGCUCCUGACCCAAAGGCUCUUUUCAGAGCCACCCCACACUUCACGGAAAUAGCUGCCAUACUCGCGUUUGGUUACACUGCUGAUGACGCCUGGUGUCUGAUGGGGGCGGCAGUAUUUGAAAAACCUACGCUGAGCUGCAAUUUGCCGGAUAGUUUAUGGGGUGUGCUUUUCGAAAAGAUUCCUUGGAAGGUGAAAUUCUGACCCCUGUUUUUCCCGGAGAAAACCAGCGGGCUCCGCAGUCAGUCAUAAGCGGAAAUUGAACCGUUCUUUGCUGUGCAGUCGGAUCCAGUUCGCGUCCUUGUCCCACACAGCUCGGAACAGGGACUGUAGCAGCUCUGCCUGCCCCGCGGUGACAUUAGGGUGAGUGGAAAUGAUUUCCAUCAAAGCACAAUGGGAACAUUAAAGGUCAGGGCGGCUCCUUAAAGAUAAAAUGUGGAACGAGGAACCCAGCAGCCUGGGAAAGCCGCGUUCAU